Molecule: messenger RNA, 1102 nt
Organism: Tarenaya hassleriana
Lineage: Eukaryota; Viridiplantae; Streptophyta; Magnoliopsida; Brassicales; Cleomaceae
Product: polyadenylate-binding protein-interacting protein 5-like
Exons: 3
Coding region: 198-707 (169 amino acids)
Molecular function (GO): ubiquitin binding
Source: RefSeq, a predicted model, not a curated record
UUAGGCGGUUUCUCUUUCCUUCUUGCUUUUUUUCCGCCUUUUUUCCGCAUUUAGAUCUCUGGAAUCUGAUCGUCUUCCUCGUGCGAUCUACAACGCUAGGGUUUUCUUCAUUUUUCUUUCUGACAUAGUUACCAACUCUCUUUCUUUCAUCGUUUCAAUUGGAAUUUGGGAGCCACUCAGCUUUCCAAGUCAAAACAAUGAAGCCGGGAGUAUUGAAUCCAUAUGCAGCAUCAUAUAUACCACUCUCCAAGAGAGAGGGUUAUGCUGGUGAUGGAGAGUUGUUCUAUACACAACGUCCUAUGCAUAUUGCACCACAGAGCCAACAAAUCCACGUAUCUCGCGACUAUGGUGAGGCCCAAGGAGUGAAAAGUUACCCAGGCUCUGAAGUGUCGGUGCCAAAGCAAUCCUCUGACAUGACACACAAGCAGAUGAGGGAUGAAGAUUUGGAGAUGGACAUGGAUGUGGAGUUCCUUCUGAUGAUAUUCCCGGGUUUAUCACACGAGUCCAUAGCUGAUGUAUACCUGGCGAACAAUGGCGAUAUAGAAGCAGCCAUGGACAUGUUGACACAGCUCGAGACGUACAGCUCUGAACCUGAAAGCCUCCCGGACACCCUGGACUUUGAAAGUGGGCCUUCAACGUGGACGGUUCCAAAACCGAAGAAUGCAGCGACGGAAGCCACUGCCGCUUCUUCUGGUACGCACCCCUGAAGAUCCCGUUUCAUCCUGAGUCGGUUAGUCUUUCUGUGAAGUUUUCCGUAUAAGCUGCAGUAAUGGAUGAAUAUCCAUGAUGAUGAUGGUGUGGUAUCUAGGGAUCAAGAUCUUUUUUUCUCUCUGGGAAAAAUGGAGCAUAAUGUUGCUGCUUAGAAAAGCUUUUUUUAAAAUAAAAAAAAUAACAAAUUGUAUAGUGGUGUUGGUAUGCUGUUUUGCAUUUACUAGUGAUGUUGUUGUUUUCCUUUUGGGCUUUUGUUAUCACAACGCCUUUGUUUCAAGGGGCAAUGAAACAGGAGUACGCUAGCCCUUUUUGUGCAGAGCUCUCUCGUAUGGAUGGAUUUCUUCUCUUUUUUCCUCCUCGGUGGUGAAUGAAUGAGAUUGUUCAUGCCUCU